UCAUGUUCAGAUGGUGCUACCAUAUGAUGGAAUUGGCACGAAAACUCUCGCGAGACAACGAAUCUCCAACACGUGACCCCGAAGAGAGCUUGUCGGGACAUGCACGGACAAUCCUUCAUUCUGCAGUUCGUCACGCAGCGCGGCAGUAACGUUGGUAAUAGCGCUCACAGAGACGGACGUGUGCUGCAACUUCCCGCGCUUUUCAGAGACGCCUCCCCGGUUUAGACCACUCGGACUCUAGUUUUCCAUAUUUUUUCCUUCCCCUGGGUUUACCUGGCCCCUCGGAACUCUCUCCGUCCCGAGUUUUAUCCCCCGACCAUGUUUGGAGCCGGCAAGAGAAAGAUUAAACUCCCUGCGCGGUACGCCGCGUCUCCUGCGGAGGACGACCCUGAAUGGCUUUCGACUCCAACAGACAACCUCGCGGAGCAGCUAGACAACGAAAUUUUAGACGUCUCCAGACGGAUAGAGCAAAUGAAGGUCGACAUGGGCCUGGAAAACCGGACGGAAUCCACGUCUACCCCCCUCCCCACGCACGGCGACGUCAUCGGUCAGAGGUCGAUCAUCCCAGAAGCCCUUGCGCAAGAUCCUCAAGAUGGCCGCCACCAGCGCCUUUCAACAAGAGCUCCUAAGUCCAUAGCCCCACCGGAUGGCCACUAUCCAACCUUGCGUGAGGUCCGGGCGUUUCACAAGGCGCAUAACGACCCGUCCACUUUCACACAGCAUUUUCCGAGGCAGACAGGCGGGACUCACGUCGCCGAUGCGAUCCGAAGCUCUGACGGACGUCCGAUGCAGUUCAACUUUCAACACGUCUCUGACGAAGACGCGCACCCGCCGGCCCAAGGUAAGAAGCUCAGUAGCGGUCUUUCGAGAAAAGCACAUGACAGAGUAGUUCGAGAAGUGAACUGGCCGCACGAAUUCGUCUUCUCCGCCAACACCACCAUCACUCAUGACUCACUGACUUUAGAUCAACUUGUGGCUGGCGAAAUGGCCAUCAUUUUAAGUCCCCAUACAAAUCCCAUGGAGAGUCAAAACAGGGGCCAUAUUUUGAAAGGGCUCAUGCUCGACGUUCCCACCUAUUCCUUUCCUGGUAUUAAGAACUUCUACAAGAUUCUGUUUAUACACGUAGAGCACGGCCUGGUCACCAUAGACAGCACUACUACCUUAUCAGAAGUACACAAGUUGAAGGAGGAACAUUUGCGACGACCCCCCCGCAACCACAACAGCAGUGACGGACAAGCAGGACAUGGGCAUGCCACACCAGUUGAGAGAGCAGGGGGCUCAAGAAGCACGUAUUGCUACAGAUUCCAGGCCAACAAUUGUGCCUUCUCUGCAGAUCACAUAGCCGCUUCUGGUACCCUUCACGUCCAUGCCUGCAAGUUCUGUGCCAGGCACAGACCUGGGGUUGAUGCUGGACACCCUGCCAAGUUCUGUCCUUAUAACCGGGACCGCGGCCGACAGGGCAACCACGCAGUCGCAAGGGACACUCUUGCCUGACUAGGCCCAGUCCAGACUUCAG
Branchiostoma belcheri (Belcher's lancelet) is the source of this 1516-nucleotide messenger RNA. RefSeq lists its product as uncharacterized. The record is from RefSeq and is a predicted model, not a curated record. The transcript has a single exon. The coding region runs from base 319 to 1494 and encodes 391 amino acids. NCBI's taxonomy places the organism in Eukaryota, Metazoa, Chordata, Leptocardii, Amphioxiformes, Branchiostomatidae.